Molecule: messenger RNA, 1770 nt
Organism: Hymenoscyphus albidus
Lineage: Eukaryota; Fungi; Ascomycota; Leotiomycetes; Helotiales; Helotiaceae
Source: the annotation of a GenBank genome assembly
AUGACUUUUCUCUCGGAUCAUGACAUCGAGAAGGGAGUGGCAGUGAACCCCGCAGAACUUCGUGUCAUCGCCAACAGCUCCCCGAAUCAUGACGGAAGCAGCAAUUCCAACAACCAAAACCACGACGUAGAACGGAAUGAUUCCUCUGGAAAGAAGUCAAGCUGUUGUAGCAUCAAUUUAAAAGGCAUUUGGAGUAUCGAAGCACGCGGCAUCACACGUGUAGAAAACGCAGAAAAGAAAUCCCCUCGACCUCUCCAUGACUACUUCCACAUGUUCUCCCUAUGGUUCAGCAUCAACCUAGGAGCCGUCAAUAUAAUCAUCGGCCUUCUCGGGCCCCUGGUGUACGGUCUUGGGUGGGUAGAUUGUAUUUGUAUCAUUAUCUUCGGGGGUGGACUUGCCUCGUGUAGUGUCUCGUACCUAGCUACCUUUGGUCCAGAAAGCGGGUUGAGAAGCAUGGUAUUUGCAUACUUUCAUUUUUUGAAUGUCGUUGUGCUGGUGUGCAAGCUAAUCUCCAUUGCGCAGAUCCUCGGUCGGUAUUUCAUGGGAUAUUGGCCGUCGAAGAUUGCGGCUCUUUGUAAUAUUGUGCAGCAAGUUGGUUUCGGUACCAUUGGGUGUAUUGUCACGGGACAGAUGAUCACAGCGGUCAAUGGGGGAGGAUUGAGUUUGGCUGUUGGUUGUGUGAUUGCGGCUUUGUGCAUUGGAUUGGUUGCUAGUUUUGGUAUUGACUACUUGAACAAAAUGGAGAGGUAGUACAGUUCCAUUUGCGUUGUGUAAAAGCAUAUGACUUACAAAAAGCAGAUUUGGAUAUAUCCCGCAAGCUCUGGCGAUCUUUGUGUUGAUUGAUUCGGCUGGCAAGAACUUCAACAUUGACGCCGUCUCCGUUGGUGAUCCCGCAAGUAUUAACGCCAACCGCUGUUCGUUCUUCGCCCUUAUUUUUGCAAGCAUUAUAGGAUUCUCUGCCGUCAGUGCUGACUUCUACGUUUACUAUCCCAAGAACUACACCAAGUGAAUCACUUUUGCUUCAACAUGGUCUGGUAUCUGGCUCGCUCUGGUCGUCUGCGACAUCAUAGGAGUUGGUAUUGCUACUGGAGUUCCUAAUGUUCCCGAGUGGAGCGAGGCCUAUGAAAUCUCUUCCGGCGCGCUUCUUUACGCCUGCUUCAGCGGUCUGGGUGGAUUCGGGGGCUUUUGCGUCGUGAUCAUCUCACUGGGCUCUAUUACCAACAACGCACCCUGUAGCUACAGCGCAGCGCUGACAAUCCAAACUCUUGGAGAGUAUCCGAAAAGAGUUCCUCGUUGGUUAUGGUGCGUCGUCAUAACAGCAAUCGAGGUAGGUCUUCUUCGUUUCCUUUCUAUGCUCACAAAACGAUGCUGAUUGAAGCACAACAGCUUGUCCUAUCCGUCGCUGGUCGCGAUCGACUCUUCACCGUCUUUCAGAACUUCCUUCCCAUGAUGGCUUACUGGAUAUGUCCCUGGAUUACCAUCGUUCUUGAAGAGCAUCUCCUCUUCCACAAACUACUUGGAAGACCAUUCGACUGGUCUAUCAACGAAAAUAGGAAGAAAUUGCCGGUUGGAAUCGCCGCAACUCUGUCGUUCUUGAUUGGUUUCUCGGGUGCAUUUGUGGGUAUGUACCAGGUUUGGUAUACGGGUCCUCUCGCCCUGAAGAUUGGGGGCGAAUAUGGCGGUGAUAUUGGGGAAUGGAUCGCUAUUGGUUUUACCGGUGUUGUUUUCCCGCCGUUGAGAUGGCUGGAAUUGAAGAGAUUGGGGCGAUAG